Calypte anna (Anna's hummingbird) is the source of this 1733-nucleotide messenger RNA. RefSeq names its product apoptosis enhancing nuclease (gene AEN). Bases 68 to 1117 code for a protein of 349 amino acids. The record is from RefSeq and is a predicted model, not a curated record. Lineage: Eukaryota; Metazoa; Chordata; Aves; Apodiformes; Trochilidae. Gene Ontology annotation, molecular function: 3'-5'-RNA exonuclease activity; nucleic acid binding. Gene Ontology annotation, cellular component: nucleus. The transcript has 4 exons.
UGCCCGGGCAUGUGAGCGCGGUGGCUUCCGGGCGGGACACGUGGGAGCGGCGGCGACUCCGGGCGGGAUGCCUCCCGGCAAAGGGCAGAUGACCCCGCCGCUGCCCACCCCAAAGGACACCGUGUCCACCUCCCAGGGCACCCAUGGCCCUGCCGCGGGGGGCGGUGCUCAGCCCCCCAGCAGCAAGAAGAAAAGCCGCAAGCACCAGAGGUUUAUGGAGCGCCGGGCACUGCUGGAGCAGAAGGGGUUGCUGGGCCGGCGCCUGGGCAGCCGGGCCACCGGGGCAGGGCCAGAGGCACGCAGCACGCUGACCAAGGCAGAUGGCACCACAGCACCACGCUGCAGGAAGGUCCCCAAACUCAAACAGGUCGUCACCCCAUCCCUGUCCCCAUCCGCCUCUCCGGACAGCAUCGCCAGGCAUCACUCCAUGCUGCUGUCCCAGGGGAACGGCAGCUCCAAGGGGGUGAGGACGUCCCCGCCGCUCCUGCGCCCGGGCAAGUACGUGGCCAUCGACUGUGAGAUGGUGGGCACGGGUCCUCAGGGCAGGCUGAGCGAGCUGGCACGCUGCUCCGUGGUGAACUAUGAGGGGGAUGUCAUUUAUGACAAGUACGUUCAGCCUGAGCUCCCCAUCGUGGACUAUCGGACACGCUGGAGUGGCAUCACCAAGCAGCACAUGAAGAAUGCCAUUCCCUUCAAGACUGCCCAGGCAGAGAUCCUGAAGAUCUUGAAAGACAAGAUUGUGGUAGGACACGCCAUCCACAAUGACUUCCAAGCCCUGAAGUACUUCCACCCUAAAGAGAGGACCCGAGACACCAGCCGGAUCCCUGUGCUGAACCAAAAGGCUGGGCUACCUGGCAGGGCCAGUGUUUCACUCAAGAGCUUGGCCAGGCACUUGCUUCAGAAGAAGAUCCAGGUCGGCUGCAAGGGGCACUCAUCGGUGGAGGACGCUCAGACAGCGAUGGAGCUCUACAGACUGGUGGAGGUGCAGUGGGAGACAGAGCUGGCACAUAGCCUGCCCCCCCAGCCCCCCAGCCCUGUCACAGACCCCACUGCAGACAGCAGACAGUACCUGGAUGACCAGUACUGGCCUACAGACCUGAUAGCAAGCCACCUGUGAUGGGAGACAGCAUCUCCUCCACAUGUUUUUGGCUGUCCUGGUGCCUUCAGCUAUUAAAAGUGGAGGUGGCUGCUGUCCUCCUUCCCCGGGGCUUGUGCCCCAUGGGCUCUGCCUCGUCCCCAGCCCCGCUGAGGGCAGCAGUGCAGGGGAAGUCUGACACCCCCAGCCCUGCUCGGGGAUGGAGAAGUGGUGACCCUUGAGCAGUGGUAAUGUCCUGAAAAGAAAUAAGCACUGAACACAGCUUCACUGUGUUCAUGUGUCACUUGAUGCUCGGGGAUGAGCAGGGUCCUGGUGUCAGACUGGAGAAGCCUCCAUGGGCAUGCCAUACCUGUGGUGGGGAGUUUGGGCACCUCCUUUGCUCUCUGUGAAGGGAGUGCCCUCAUGCUGGGCAGGGGGCAAGGAUUGAGAUCUUACUGAUGGUCAAAGGCUGCAAACCCUCUGUGGCCAGUUAAACAACCAGUUCCCUUCUUGCUUUCUUUGCACAGUGAAGCUCAAAAAGAAAAUCUCAGUCUAAUCAAUGCCCAGGCUGGAUAAGAGCAUAGGAUGCACUUAGCUUUAAUUUGACUAUUCACAUAAUUGUCCAAUUCUGCAUUAAAAAUUGUUCUUGCUAAACCCA